CCCGCGCCCGGCGUCCCCAGCCGCGCGCCCCGCCUGGGCACCGCGCGCUUCGCCAGCCACGCCACCUUCUCGCUGUCCGGCCGCGGCCAGAGCGUGGAUCACCAGGACGAAGCCAGCGAGGUGGACACAAGAAAGGCCUCAGACUCGUGCAUCGUUGAGAACGGUCACCAGCCUGGGACAGGUCUGGGCGAUGGGUCCCCAGAAGCCGCUGGAACCUUAUCAGCACCAGAGCCCCCCAGGCCUCGCCCCGUGAGCCUCUCCCUGCAGCUGCCUCACCAGCCGGUCACGGCCGUCACUCGGGUCUCGGAGAGGUUUUCAGGGGAGACCUCGGCCGCGGCUCUCUCGCCCACGUCUGCUGCCAUCCUGGGGGGCCCCAGCCCGAGCCCCAGUGAGGCCACCGCACCCCGGACUCCAGGUCCCAGCGAGAAGAGUCCUUCCACCCCGAGGUUGAGCUCUGGCUAUGGGGCAGCAUCGGCCGGCAGGAGCGACAGCCCACCCCUGGUGACGCCUCGGUCUCCACCAGCCACCGCCCAGGCCCGGCGCCGGGAGCUGGUCAGGUCGCAGACGCUGCCCCGCACGUCUGGGGCGCAGGCCCGGAAGGCCUUGUUUGAGAAGUGGGAGCGCGACACCGCGGGCAAGGGGAAGGGCGAGGUGCGGGCCAAGCUGAAACGGUCGCAGAGCUUCGGUGUGGCCAGUGCGAGCAGCAUCAAGCAGCUCCUGCUGGAGUGGUGCCGGCAGAAGACCCUUGGCUACCAGCACGUAGACCUGCAGAACUUCUCGUCCAGCUGGAGCGACGGCAUGGCCUUCUGCGCCCUGGUGCACUCAUUCUUUCCCGACGCCUUCGACUACGGCGCCCUGAGUCCCGCGCAGAGGCAGAAGAACUUUGAGCUGGCCUUCACCAUGGCCGAGAAUCUGGCCAACUGUGAGCGCCUCAUCGAGGUGGAGGAUAUGAUGGUGAUGGGCCGCAAGCCGGACCCCAUGUGUGUCUUCACCUACGUCCAGUCUCUGUACAACCACCUGCGUCGCUUUGAAUGAAGCCCGUGGGGGCUGGGUGGCCAGGGCGCAGGCCCGGGAGGACACUGUGGGGCGGCCCCACGGGAGUCGCGUGCGUUCUGGUGUGAGCGCGCCCUGGCCGCUGUGUCGCUGAUGCGCCCCCCGCGCGCAGGGGCUCCGAGGAGAAGGGAGCGCGCUCGGUGCUACGUGAUUAUCUCCCUGCAAAUAAAAGGCUUGCCUGUGGAUUCUGGAAUGUGAGAUCCCUUUUCCCUUGGGCGAAUUUGAUACAUUGGCUUCACGGGGUUACACUGGUUACCAAGUGUGUGUGCUCAAAAUACCCAGAGUUUUUUUUUUUUUUUUUUUUUUUUACUUUCUCACUGUAUCUUGGGUUCCCUUCCGCCGUCCCUGGGGCCUCUGCCGGGAAGCAGGGAGGACGCCCCAGCCCAGCCUGACGCGGAACCGUUCAGUCUCCCCCAGGUCCUGGGCGGCAGAUGACCUUCAAGUUACCCUGGCUGGCUGGGCGGUGGGAAGGCCGUCACCUGGUCCCCAAAGCUCCCUGUCUCGGGAAGUUAACGCUUUGGGGGAGGACGAGGCCCUUUGUGCAUAGAGGUAGUUUUUAUUCACAUCUUUUUUUAGGGGAUUUGCUGGAGAUAUUUAUGAAAAGUAACUAUGUACCAUUGGCCGUUUGUACAUAAAAAGAUGUGUCAAACUUC
Herpailurus yagouaroundi (jaguarundi) is the source of this 1706-nucleotide messenger RNA. It is a transcript of the gene SMTNL2, whose product is annotated as smoothelin like 2. The record is from RefSeq and is a predicted model, not a curated record. The transcript has 8 exons. Lineage: Eukaryota; Metazoa; Chordata; Mammalia; Carnivora; Felidae. Gene Ontology annotation, molecular function: protein binding. The annotation marks the transcript as partial.